Molecule: messenger RNA, 390 nt
Organism: Coniosporium apollinis CBS 100218
Lineage: Eukaryota; Fungi; Ascomycota; Dothideomycetes
Exons: 2
Coding region: 1-390 (129 amino acids)
Source: RefSeq, a predicted model, not a curated record
AUGGGCCUCGCCAUCACCAAAACCCUCCUAGAGCGGGGUGCCUCGCUCGGCCUCUGCGACCUGAACGGCGCCAGCCUCAAGAAGCUCUUUAACUCACUCACCGAGGAGCAAAAGAGCCGCGUCAUCAUCCAAGUUCUCGACAUCGCGGACCGCGGCACGGGAGGCCAUAAGCUGGGGCCGGAGUCGAUCUGGGAAACUGAAGAUAGGGAGAUGGAGUACAUCGUCGACGUCAAUAUCAAGGGCCUGUUUCACGUACUCGCGGAGGCACUCAAGCCCGGCGUCCUGGAAGAGCCGGGUAGCGUCGUUCACGUUCGAGCAUAUUUUCGAUGCGCGGGUAUCCACAAGGUGCACUGUUUAGCGCCAGCAAGCAUGCGGCUGUGGGAAUGGUGA